UGAACAUCGUCAAAACCAGCGCACCUGGUGCCCUAUCCCUUCAAGUCCCCUGACCGAUACCUCUAGUGAGACUUCUACGUUACUUUAAUGCCAUUAAUGUCAUCACCGAAGUUCACCUAUGGCAUCGUCGCCAAGCAGUAUCAGGAGACUCCUGCAUAUUUGAAGAAGAUUGGCUACAAAAACCCUACGGACGAGACGAACCCUGCAUUCCACUAUGCCUUUGGCACCAAAGUUCAUCCCUAUCAGUAUAUGGUUGAUCAUCCCGAGCAUCUAGGUCACUUUAAUAGUUAUGUGGCUCUCCGCCGCCAGUCCGAGCUCUCAUGGCUAGCGGUAUACCCGGUCCGUGAAGAGGUCGCUGGCCUCACCGAUCCAGAGCGACCUCUGUACGUCAAUGUCGGCGGUGGCAUCGGCCACCAGUGCGCGUAGUUUAAGCAGAAGUAUCCCGAUCUACCAGGUCGCGUCAUCCUAGAAGACCUGCCCGGCACCGUAGCGCAGGCGCUGACGACUCCUGGGGUGGAGAACCUGGCCCACGACU
Daldinia caldariorum is the source of this 535-nucleotide messenger RNA. RefSeq lists its product as uncharacterized. The coding region runs from base 88 to 426 and encodes 112 amino acids. The transcript is spliced from 3 exons. Lineage: Eukaryota; Fungi; Ascomycota; Sordariomycetes; Xylariales; Hypoxylaceae. The record is from RefSeq and is a predicted model, not a curated record. Gene Ontology annotation, molecular function: methyltransferase activity.